GGACGAGAGUAUGAAAAGAGAAAAAAAUGUCAAUCAAAAUCAAUCAAUUGGCACAUUAUCAACUGAUUCAUCAAUGAAUGGGGGAAAAGAUCAGAAACCUAUUGAAGCGACGUCAAAAGUACCGGUACCAGUACCUUACAGCGAAGAAAAUAGGUUUAAGCCAUCGGCGAGAAUUGAUGAAAAAACGUUUGCCAUAAUUAUGAAACAGGUAGUGAAAUUUGAUAAAACCGCCAUUUUUCAAACACUCACACCGCACUUAGCUAAUGAAUGGGGCCAUCUGGCCGAUUUCGUCGAGUGCAUUAGCAUUCAACGCGAACGGGUGCAGCGGUUUGUGUUGUAUUUUCUCGAUGAAUUCAUCUUUUUGAAGGGACAUAACAGUAACGAUGAUCUCACAAAUGAGCGGGAAAUUGUGGAGUACAAUCAAAGCACGAACGUCGGGAAAAUGUUUCGAAGUAAAGGCGAACGGAAAAUGAACCUGACGGAAUCGAGCUCGCUAUAUUCGGAUGUGGCGCACGAGUGGCUAUGCAAUGGGAAACUAUUGAGACUGCUGGACCCGUUGGAUGUGCAUAAUUACAGCGUAUUUCACGACCAAUGGGAACGCGGGCAGCCUGUCAUGGUGUCGGGAGUUUCAAGCAAAAUGAACAUGGAUCUCUGGAUACCGCAAUCGUUUGGGCGAGAUUUUGGUGAUCAAGUGAACGAUUUGAUCAACUGUCUCAACGGUAAAAUUGUUCGCGGACAUCCAAUGAAAGUAUUUUGGGAUGGGUUUGAAACAAUUGGCGAGCGUUUGAUCGACGAACGCGAACGGUCUAUGAUGCUGAAGCUGAAAGAUUGGCCUCCGGGAGACGACUUCGCCGAAAUGAUGCCUACGAGAUUCUACGAUCUCAUGAAAUCGCUACCAUUAGCCGAGUACACGCGCCGUGAGGGUAGACUCAACCUGGCAAGCCGACUGUGCAGCUUUUUUGUAAAGCCUGAUUUAGGCCCCAAAAUGUACAGUGCAUAUGGUUCGGCGCUGCACCCGAAUAAAGGUACGACCAACCUUCAUUUGGAUAUAUCGGAUGCGGUGAAUGUGAUGGUUUACGUCGGUGUACCGUCGGACGUGCCCCGUGAGCGCUACAACGACAAGAUUGUGGAGCUUAUAGAUGGAGAGGAUUGUGAUUACCUCACGAGGCAGCGUAUCCGAAAGCGCAAGGAACUCCCAGGUGCUUUAUGGCACAUCUACCACGCUCAGGAUGCGGACAAAAUUCGUUCCCUUUUAAACAAAAUUGAACUUGAACGUGGAGGUACGAUCAAACCAAAUCACGAUCCCAUUCACGAUCAAAAAUGGUAUCUAGAUCGGAACAUGCGCAAGCGUCUGCAACAAGAGUACAACGUGGAAGGAUACGCGAUUGUACAAUGCUCUGGGGAUGCAAUAUUCAUACCGGCCGGAGCACCGCAUCAGGUACGCAAUUUGCACAACUGCAUCAAAGUCGCAGAAGAUUUUGUAUCGCCGGAAAACAUAUCCCAUUGCCUGAAACUGACGAACGAGUUCCGACACCUCAGCAAAACACACUCGAACCAUGAGGAUAAGCUACAGAUCAAAAAUAUCAUCUACCACACAGUGAAAGAUGCAAUUUCUUGUAUUACAAACCCGUUGAUCAUGAUGACCAACGAUACUGUCGAACGUAUGAAAUGCAAUUUAUAAUGCAGAUCAUGAAGUAGCGUUCCUAUUUUUGAUUCAUAUUUUAUAUUUUAUAUGGUAGAAAAAACAGCUGCAAAUGUGUAAAAAUAGUCAUGGACGCUAAAAGUUUAGUGAAAAAUUAUUUAGAUUAUGCGAAU
Messenger RNA from Anopheles nili, 1815 nucleotides. RefSeq names its product lysine-specific demethylase 3A (gene Kdm3). The record is from RefSeq and is a predicted model, not a curated record. Gene Ontology annotation, molecular function: transcription coregulator activity; chromatin DNA binding; histone H3K9 demethylase activity. Gene Ontology annotation, cellular component: chromatin; histone deacetylase complex. Gene Ontology annotation, biological process: regulation of transcription by RNA polymerase II. The coding region runs from base 11 to 1681 and encodes 556 amino acids. The transcript has a single exon. NCBI's taxonomy places the organism in Eukaryota, Metazoa, Arthropoda, Insecta, Diptera, Culicidae.